AAUUAAAUUUUAUUAUUUAGUAAUAAUAAUAACUGACAAUUAAUCUGCAGUACUAGAAUGGAUAAUUAUUUUGAAAAUUGAAGUUAAAUUUGAAAUAUAAAAUAUAUCCACCAACCCACCACACACACACAGCAGUUGGUGGCGUGUACGUGUUGAUUGUACGGUUGAAUGAAUAAAAUUAACAACAACAACAAGGAAAACUCUUGGUUAGGUUUUCCUCGCCCAACAGAAAAAAAUUUCAAAAAAAUACACAAUAAGCUUGUGGUUCAAGGCAUAGAAGAGAGGAAGAAAAAACGGGCGAAUGCAUGAGAAAAUCUUAUGAAAAUAUUCGUAAACGGAAAAUUGGUGUUGUAUACAAAACAAGUAAAACCUGUUGGCGUUGGUGUUUUGUGACCUCCACUCGCCGUAUACACUGUGAGCACUCCAAAAAAGGCCUGAAACAAAGUGGUGGCGAUAUCAACAAAGCAAAUAACACAACAGAACAUUUCUAUUCCACAUAGAGUGGUAAAGUCGGGAGCCGCAUCAGUCGUUUCCAAUAACUGCAGCAACGCUUUGACCAAGGCAACAAAAGCGGCAUUUCAACUCCAACAAAACAAGAAAAAAAAAAAACAAAGAGAAAGAACCAAAAAAAAAAAAUUAAAAUUAGUUUACUUUCUAAAAAAAAUAUACAAAAAUUUUAAACAAAAGUUCGGUUGUCAAUAAAUUGAAAUUGCAGCGGCCAGAGCCCAAGGAAUUACAAAAUACGACGAUAAACUAUAAUAAUAACAACAACAACAACCACAUUUACAACGACAACGACCACAAUAACAGCAGCAACAUUAAAGCAUCAUGACACGCCUCACGGAAGAAAUGGUCAUUGCGCGAUCCAAACAAUCGGAUCUAAGCUCAAUUAAAAAACUUAAUUGUUGGGGAAGUGAUCUCAGUGAUGUUUCCAUUAUAAAACGUAUGCGUGGUGUGGAAGUGUUGGCGUUAAGUGUCAACAAAAUCAGUACCCUACAGCCAUUCGAAGACUGCCUGAAAUUACAGGAAUUAUAUUUACGUAAGAAUAAUAUACAGGACCUAAAUGAAAUUGCCUAUCUGCAAAAUCUGCCCAACUUGAAAUAUUUGUGGUUGGAGGAGAAUCCAUGCUGUGAUCGUGUUGGACCAGGAUACCGUGCCGUUGUUUUGCGUGCUUUGCCAAAUCUUAAAAAAUUAGAUAAUAUUGAAGUUACACAGGAGGAGGUGGAUGAGGCUCUACGCUCUGGCAGUGGGGGCGGUGGAGGAGGUGGCGUUGCCGUUGAGGAUGAUACAUAUGAGGAUGCUUAUGAACAACAGCAGCAGCAACAGCAACAACAGUUGUACGAACAACAACAGCAACAGUAUCAACAGCAACAACAACAGCAGCAGCAACAACAAAGGCAAUCACAAGCACAACAACCACCUCAGCCUCAAUAUCGAAGAAGUUCCAGUCCCCAAAAAGAGGUAGGUCAAAAACCUGCUCAACUAACGAGUCCUGCCACAACAGAAGAAAGUGUAAGCGAAACGAAUGCCAAUGCAAAUGGUUCAUCAUCGAAAGCCUCAACGCCCUCUCAGGAACAACUACUACACUCACCAUCGCCAAAAUAUAAUUCGACACCAAAAGAAAAUCGUUUAUCGUAUCAACAGUAUGAUAGGUCGCCUGAUACAGAUCAGGAAAGUCCACAUGGUGGAGGGUUUCGUGAGAGAGCUCCCAUACCACCCAGUGCUUCUACGCAUUCCAUGAAGGAAUAUUAUCAAUCAGAUCGACCCUCAUAUCCAGCACACUAUCGCCAUAGUCAGUCCGAUUUAACCGAAUGGGAUGAACACCAUCAACCACAUCACAAUACUCAAAAUCCCUAUGGCAGUACAGCGGCCUUACAUCAUGCAGGUGCCAGACGUAGUGCUGGCACUGAGCGUCCGGAGCCAGUAGAUCGUUAUGCCUAUAGAAAUGGUCGUGAGAACGGUGAUUGGGAAGAUGAAAGACCACGACCGAGACGACCCGAUGGACGUUAUGCUGACUCAGCCAGUACAGUAUCGACAGCAGUGCUGAAUCAUUAUUCCGGCUACCAUCGGAGACCUAUUAACAGAAGUUCCAAUCUAUUAUCGGCGACUUUGUGUUUGGUGAAAGAACUCGACUAUCCCAGUCUGGAAGUGGUGGAACAUGCCGUGCGUUGCCGCAUCGAUGAGUUGGCAGCCGAAUGAUGAUGAAUACGGGCCUCCUAUUAAUGCAAUGGGAAUUGUUGUCCAACUAGAAAUCUGCAUCCGCAAUAACUCAACAUUUCGAAUAAAUUUCUACUUUAAUUUGCCUGUUUUCUACACCUAGCAAUGGAGCUUUUUUUAACUUAAAUUUAAUUUCUUAUGAAUUUAAUUCAAUUUAACAUAAAAUCAUCCUAAUGAAGAAAUCAUAAUUCCCUAACAAGAAAGAAGCAUAAUUGUUAUUAAUUUAUAGUUAAAAACACAAACACACACACACACAUCAUUUUGUAUAAUUAGAAAUGUGUACCAUUUAAUAAAUUUUUGUUUAAUAUUUAUCAUAUAAACUUAACAUAAGAAAAAAAAACAAAACACAACAACAAUAAAAAAUAAAAAUAACUUAGGUAGAAUUACUAAAGGAAUUCAAAUAGGAAUUUGAAUUCGAAACAACAGAAACGGAAAUGGAAAUGAAAGUGGAAUUAGUAGGAGCAAAGGAAGGGAAUCAGCCGAAAAAAGACAAACAUUGCUUUAACUAAUGACGAUGUACUUAUGUUUUUAAUUAAGAAAUUGUCUAUAUUUUUAAAUUAAUUUUUUUUUAUACAUACAAAUGAACAAAGAAAUUAGACAACAGAUUGUAAACCGACACAAAAGAAGCAGUUCAACAAAUAGCCUAACUUUAGCUGUAACCACGAACAAAUACAAGAACGAGGAAAAAAACCACUUAAACCAACGGCUUGCCAAUUAUGUAACAAACAAAUACAACUAAACAAUUUACACAAUUUUUUUAAAAUAUAAAAAUAUAUAUGUACAAUAUAUAUUGAAAAUAACAACAAAUAGCAUUAACUAAACUAAUACAAAAAUCGUCUGUCUUUUCAACAACCGAUGAGUACGGGGGCUAAUGCAAUAAGUACAUUUAAAUAAAAUAUACUCGAAUAUUGAAUUAAUUUAAAAAAAAAAAGAAUUAUUUUCUCAAUUUGUUUGUUUGUUUGAAUACUCUCAACUGCUGGAAUUUAUCUGUUAUGUUAUAGCUUUUCUAUUUUUUUUUAUAUUUUAUAUACAAAUAUUCUAAAGCUGUUAUAACUUAAUAUCAAUUUUUUGUAUCUUUUUAAUUUUUUGAAAAUCAUUUGCUUUUGGAGCACAAUACGAUCGAAUUUCUUUUUUUUAAAUCUAAGUAUGAAAGUAGAGCAUUAAAAACCAAAAUUGAUCGUUUUUGUGUAUAUUGUAUAUAAGAGCCUAGUAUGGAAAAAUUUUGUUUAUUUUAUAUACUCUUCAAACGUCCAAUAAACCGGAAAACAACAACAACAACAACUUACAAACAA
Stomoxys calcitrans (stable fly) is the source of this 3509-nucleotide messenger RNA. RefSeq lists its product as uncharacterized. Gene Ontology annotation, biological process: cytoskeleton organization. Gene Ontology annotation, molecular function: protein binding. The transcript has 11 exons. The record is from RefSeq and is a predicted model, not a curated record. Bases 829 to 2199 code for a protein of 456 amino acids. Lineage: Eukaryota; Metazoa; Arthropoda; Insecta; Diptera; Muscidae.